AUGCUCACAAAAACUCAGAUCAAUAAAUUGAAAAAAGCAAUGAGCCAGGGUACAGGGUCAGAUAUUAAAACAUCAAAAACACAAAUCAGAAAGGCCGUUAGACACGGUGGCAGUUUGUGGGGAUCAUUGUUCAGAUUAGGAAGCAAGUUGCUACCAAUGGUCAUGCCAUUAGCCAAAAAAGCUGUCGCACCGCUUGCAAAAGGUGCCUUAUCAGGCAUAGCCAGUCUCGGUGUGGAUAAAAUAUUCGGAAAGGGCCAACGAGGAGGUUUUCUUAUUCCACAGGAUAAAAUAGCACAAUUGAUUGCGUACAAAUAUUUACUAUCAGCGGGUCAGAAGAGGGAUAUUCUUAAUGCUCUUCAAUCAGGCAGUGGAUUGGUUAUCAGACCAACAAAAACGCAGCAGGGCUGGUUUUUAGGAACUCUACUAGCAAGUAUAGGAGUCCCCCUGUUACUAAAUGCAUUGACAGGAAAAAAGGCUCCAGGCCGACAGAACCGGUUCUGCUAAUACAACAUCUUUUUAUGUUCCCGAUACAACCAAUGGCCAUGGAAUGAUUACCCCGUAUCCCUACAUGCCACCAUCCUUUGUUGGAACAUGGAAUAACCCGGUUGGUGCGGGAGUUAAAAAAAAAAAGAAAGGGAAAGGGACUACUUCUCGGCCCAAACAGUCCAUUCAAUUCAAUCCCAAUUCUAGGAAGAAUUCUAUAAGAUUCAUAAACAAACCGUUAUCAAAUAUUGAUUUGUUACAAUAAGUUACACAGUCAGGAAUAAAAUAUUUCAGGGGUAUCUACAUCCGUGAUAAUUUACCAAAUAAAAUACACAAAUUGGAAACAGGAAUAAUUAAUCUCGAUGAUUCUACUGGGGGAGGCAGUCCCUGGAUUUGUUAUAAUAUAGAAACGUGGAUAAACAAUAUUGUGAAUAUUGUGACCCAUUCGGAUUGAUUAUGCCCAAUGACAUUAAACAUUACCUGAAAACAAGCGGUAAAAAAAUGGUGUACUCAUAAGAUGAAAUACAAGAAAGGGACAGUGUUUUGUGUGGUUAUUGGUGCUUAUAUUACCUUCUGGAGAGACAAAAUGGUCGACCAUUAUUAGACGUUAUUCACAACCCCAAAGUCAGUCUCACAGAUCAACUGGUAAGUCACCAAUUUCUUAUAAACUAUUUUAUGUAAUUCAUAUACGUAGAAUGUCAGAAAAGUUCUGUGUUUAUUGCCAAGAAGUUACCCCGAAUUAUGUAAAUCAAUAUGGAUGUUUUGAGUGCUGCAACUGUGAGCCCUUGAGUGAGAGUGAUUAUGAGUCAGAUAGCAGCCAUGAUACUUAUAUUCCAGACAGUAGCGACACUGAUUAAACAAUAUUUAUUACCCCUAUAAUUAUAAGAAACUGCUACCCUGUCAAAGCGACGGGUCAGGUCCUAGACCAUUUUUAUAUAACAUACAAACAGAAUGUGUAGAGCCCUCUGGCUACAAAACUGUCAAAAAUGGUAGACUAAUGUUUUGGUGCACUUGCGCUGAAUGCAGAAUAAAAAAAUUCAAAUUUUUGAAGAAGGGAAAGUAAUUGAGCCCUAACAAGCUGGGAGCGAUUUAUUUGACACCGUUGUAGGGAACCGCGACUGAUCUAUUUGUCCCCCACGGACUCCCUUGGAUGGGUACAAAAGCAGUUGAAAUGGGACGAUAUUAUGGUUCCGAGGCUCUAAGAAACCCUAAAUUACAGAAAAAAGCUAUGGAUUACGCUUUGGAUAAAUUGAAUCCGAUGAUUCAUAAUGUUGGUUCUCAUGCUCUUAACCAAUUAUCAACCAAAAUACGACCAAAGAAAAACUAUAAAACAAACAGGAAAGAUCUUGAUGGAGGUGCAAUAGAUAUCCAUAAACAGAUUGGUAAAUUACCAAGACCAGCAAGCGGGUGGACCUUACUAGGCCAUAAAUACACAGGGCCCUAUAAUGAUCUAGAAAAUCAAGUAAAAUAUAAUCCAGAAACUGGUGAAAUAUUAGAAAUUUAUGAUCAACCAACUGGGCCGACAGAUGCAAUAUCGAUGCAGCACGAUGUCGAUUAUAGUGUCUGUAGAGAUAACCGGAAGUGCAAAAAUAAAGCGGAUAGAAAAAUGGUAAAAUCGUUGGAUGCCGUUCCUUAUAGUGAAAGACAAUGGGGCCACUGGUUAGCUAGAAAUCUAAUAAGCACAAAACAGAAACUCGGACUUGGUUUAAACAGAAAAAGCCGUCGGGUAUUAGUUGGCAACAGCAAUUAGCGGACGAAGUACAUAAACCCAUAAAACGCAACUUUACUCGGCGGCAUGCUAUCACAACCGGUAUUGACAAAAUUUGGUGCUCAGAUCUAGUUGAAAUGCAACAGUUCAGCAAAUGGAACUAGGGUUACAGAUAUCUUCUCAUUGUACUAGAUCUAUUCUCCAAAUAUGGCUGGAUUAUCCCAUUGAAGGAUAAGAAAGAGGAAACUGUCACAGAAGCCUUCAAAUCCAUCUUCAAAGAGGGCCGUAAACCACAAUAUCCUUGGACUGAAAAGGGGAAAGAAUAUUAUAACAAAAAUAUGAAGGAAUUAUUGGAAAAGAAUAAUAUAACACUAUACUCAACCGAGAAUGAGGAAAAAUCUAUGUGUAAGUGUUUGUGAAAGAUGGAACCGUACAAUUAAAACCAAAAUGUGGAAACAGUUUACUGUCCAGGGUAAUACUCAAUGUCUUGACAUACUACCAAAAAUACUGAAGCAGUACAAUAACACCAAACACAGUUCCAUUAAAAUGACUCCUGUAGAAGCUAGUAAAAAGAAGAAUGAAAGUACCCUGUGUUUUAACCUAUAUGGUGAUAUGAAGCAAUUGUCAUCUAGACCCAAAUUCAAAGUUGGGGAUUAAGGAUAAGGUUAGGAUAAGUAAGUACGAGAGAAAGGUAUUUGAUAAAGGGUAUACACCUAAUUGGACAGAGGAGAUAUUCCUGAUCAAUAAAAGCCAAUCCACAAAUCCAAUUACCUACAGAUUAAAGGAUCUCAAUAAUGAGGAAAUACAGGGCAGCUUUUAUGAACCUGAAUUACUUCCGGCAAAACAGGAUGUGUUUCGCAUUCAAAAGGUCAUUCGAAGGGAUUGUAAUUAUAAGAAGAAACAAGCUCUCGUGAAGUGGUUAGUUUAUAGUGACGACUUUAAUAGUUGGAUUCCAUUGAGCAGCUUGCAAGAUUUAUCUAACUAAUAGUAUAUGGACGGUCAUAUAAGAAAGCUUGAUACUAAAAUCCGCAGUAAGGAAACUGAAAUCAAUGCUGUUUACACUAAAAUCCAAAAAUUGGAGGAAGAGAUUGCCACAUUACAUCACAAAAAAUUAAUCUCCAUUAACUAGAAUCCGCUGAGAUGUCAUUAACCGGUGUCCUAGAAGUGAUCUUUGAAACGGAGGAAGAAGAGGAGAACGAGUAAACUACCAGCGUCCAUAAAACGUGGACGGUGGAUUGGGGCCCUGAAACGGGGCGUCAACAAAAUCCCUCAAAUGUUGGGGUGGACGUUUCGCCCCCUCAACAAAAUGACACAAGAGGAAAAUAAAUUGAGACAGCUUUGUUGGGGUCGUGAAACGCGACCUCAGGUCCAAUGUGCUGAAACGGCACCUCAGGCUCAGCAUAUUUUUUAAUCUAUCAUAUAUACCAUUUUAUUGGUCUGUGUGAUAGAAAAUUAUGUAACCUAUAUAUAUGGUGUAUAUGAUAGAAAAGAAAUAUAUCAAUCAAAAUAUGAAUAUCGAGCUGACUUCAUAUAUUGAUAAGAAGCAAAAUAUUUGGUUCCGAGGAAAGGACAUUGCUCAGAUCCUAGGUUAUAGUGACACAGAUGAUGCUCUUUUACGACAUGUUGAUAAAAAGUAUAAGAUGAAAUGCCUUCAAACCUCACCCGGUGUUUCACCGGGUCAGGUCCGUUGGUAUACUUUUAUCAAUGAGCCCGGUUUUUAUGCCAAUGUUUUUGGUUCAAAAAUGGAGAUUGCAAUAAAAUUCCAAGACUGGGUAUUUACUACUGUGUUACCAUCUAUCCGUAAAUAUGGCCAAUAUAAACUAUUUGAUAGUCCCUGGAAUAAGAUGGUUAUGAUUGGCAAUGAGACUGACCUCAAUUAUAAAGGAGUGGACCUCAUAAGAAAGUACUAUCCAGAUUCCAUUUCAGUAGCUGGUCUGGGUGAAAAUCAGGAUACUGAGGAUAAGAGACUGGAUUCACACAAAAAGGGAUAUAUGAGAGGACAGCCUGAUCUAUUGGUACUUGAUUAUCACAAAGAUUAUAAAGGCCUGGGCAUAGAAUUCAAGAGUCCUACAGGUAAUUACUAUGUAUCAGAAGCCCAAAAGGAGAUGAAGAAGAAGUACGUUAAUAAUGGUUGUGCAUUUAUACUCAGUGAUGAUUAUGAUAACAUCUGUAAAAAUAUUCAUGAAUACAUGAAA
Porites lobata is the source of this 4386-nucleotide messenger RNA. The record is from the annotation of a GenBank genome assembly. Lineage: Eukaryota; Metazoa; Cnidaria; Anthozoa; Scleractinia; Poritidae.